CUUAAAACGUCAAAACUCAUAGAAAUGAUUUAAAAAAUCAACUUCAAAUUAAUCUAAUCAAAUCAAAUUUAUUUAAAAUAAUAAGAAUCAUAAAUUACUAAUAUUAUAAUAUUAUUGAGUAUUAAUGCAUUAGCUGCCCUCAUUCAACUUCAUCAAAUUCCCGAUUGAAAUUAAUAAACAAUAGCAUAGUCCUAAACAAUAAUCCCCAAAUAAUAAUGGAUACUGCAAUAAAUAAUCGUUCACCACCUAAAAAAAGCAGAAAAAAGGAUACCAUAGAACAGUUUCUAACUGCAAAUCAAAUCAUACUUAAAACUGGUUUAUCUCAGCUAAGAUAUAUGAUCUUGGUCGAUGGUUUGAAGACUCCUCAAGGAUACGAUAGCUGUCCCUACAGAGUAUACGUUUGGUCAAUCUUAUUAAGAGUAAAUUCAAAUAAUUCCACAAAAGUUUAUCUCAACUUGGUAUCAAAGGGUCCUCCAUUAUCUUAUUCAAAAAUUAAAAACGACACUUUUAGAACUUUAACAAAAGAUCUAGUCUUUUUAAGCAAAGUAUCGGAGCAAAGUAUUACAAGAGUUUUAUCAGCUUUUGCAUGGUACCAAGAAGACUCUACAAUUAAUAAUAAUAACAAUAAUAACAACAAUAAUAUCAAUAAUAUCAAUAAUAUCAGAAUUUCACCUUAUGUUCAAGGAAUGAACAUUUUAGUCGCUCCAUUUUUAUACAUUUCUAAAAGUGAACCAGAGGCUUUUUCAUUAUUUCAUUCCUUAUUAACAAAUUACUGUCCAUUAUAUGUUACAUCAACGAUUGAAGGAGUUCAUACAGGCUCAAUGUUAGUUGACAUAAUAUUGAAAAAAAUAGAUCCCAAACUACACAGUUAUUUAAAUUUGAAACUAUUGAAAACAGAAAUUUAUGCAUUUCCAUCGGUUUUAACACUAUGUGCUUGUACUCCUCCUUUAAAUGAAGUUCUAAUAUUAUGGGAUUUUUUAUUUUCUUAUGGAAUUCAUAUGAAUAUCUUAUUCAUUGUCGCUCAAUUGAUACUAAUUCGAAAUGAUAUAUUACAAAGUAGUUCUCCCAUGAAAUUAUUAAGAAAUUUUCCCAAUUUGAAAAGUAAACAAAUUAUUAAAUUGUCAAUUAGUUUUAUAACAAAACUAUCCGAUGAAAUGUACCAACUUUUAGUUAAACAUCCUUAUGAUUCUUCCGUGAAAUUUAGAGUGCAAUCUUUAUUGAAAAAACAGGCUCUGAAUAAUUAAUUGUUUUUUUCUUAAUCUACAUAAUAUAUCAUCACCAUUUCAAAAAGUCAUUUCAUUUGUUAGAUUUUAAUAAAAA
Molecule: messenger RNA, 1320 nt
Organism: Ascoidea rubescens DSM 1968
Lineage: Eukaryota; Fungi; Ascomycota; Saccharomycetes; Ascoideales; Ascoideaceae
Gene: BUB2
Product: Bub2p
Exons: 1
Coding region: 216-1244 (342 amino acids)
Biological process (GO): activation of GTPase activity; negative regulation of septation initiation signaling
Cellular component (GO): mitotic spindle pole body
Molecular function (GO): GTPase activator activity
Source: RefSeq, a predicted model, not a curated record